Messenger RNA from Procambarus clarkii (red swamp crayfish), 661 nucleotides. The record is from RefSeq and is a predicted model, not a curated record. NCBI's taxonomy places the organism in Eukaryota, Metazoa, Arthropoda, Malacostraca, Decapoda, Cambaridae.
AUGCUCAGUACACCUCGUGAUGCACAGUACACCUCUCGUGAUGCUCAGUACACCUCUCGUGAUGCUCAGUACACCUCUCGUGAUGCACAGUACACCUCUCGUGAUGCUCAAUACACCUCGCGUGAUGCUCAGUACACCUCUCGUGAUGCUCAAUACACCUCUCGUGAUGCUCAGUACACCUCUCGUGAUGCUCAGUACACCUCUCGUGAUGCUCAGUACACCUCUCGUGAUGCUCAAUACACCUCUCGUGAUGCUCAAUACACCUCUCGUGAUGCAGAGUACACCUCUCGUGAUGCUCAGUACACCUCUCGUGAUGCUCAAUACACCUCUCGUGAAGCUCAAUACACCUCUCGUGAUGCUCAAUACACCUCUCGUGAUGCUCAAUACACCUCUCGUGAAGCUCAAUACACCUCUCGUGAUGCUCAAUACACCUCUCGUGAUGCACACCUAGUUUGUUACAAGUACACCUCUCGUGAUGCUCAGUACACCUCUCGUGAUGCUCAAUACACCUCUCGUGAUGCUCAAUACACCUCUCGUGAAGCUCAAUACACCUCUCGUGAUGCUCAAUACACCUCUCGUGAUGCACAGUACACCUCUCGUGAUGCACAGUACACCUCUCGUGAUGCACAGUACACCUCUCGUGAUGCACAGUACACCUCUC